AUGUCUUCAUUCAACAUCUCUAAAGGUGAAGUCUUCACCUUCCUCUUGAUAGGAAUCCCAGGAUUGGAACACACUCAUAUAUGGAUCUCAAUCCCCAUCUGUUUUAUAUAUUUUGUCACCAUUUUUGGCAACUGUACCAUCCUCAUCAUCAUUAAGACCGAGUCCUCACUUCACAAGCCAAUGUACUAUUUCCUUUCCAUGCUGGCCUUCUCUGACCUGGGCCUGUCCCUGUCAUCCUUACCUACAAUGCUAAGGGUCUUUUUAUUGAAUGCUCCCAGAAUCUCUGCUGAUGCCUGCUUUGCCCAGCAGUUUUUCAUCCAUGGUUUUUCUCUCAUGGAAUCUUCGGUUCUUAUGAUCAUGUCCUUUGAUCGUUUUAUAGCUAUCCACAACCCCCUAAGAUAUAGCACUAUCCUUACCAAUGCAAGAGCCACCAAACUUAGCCUGUUGCUAACCAUGAUAAGUUUUUUAUUGAUCCUGCCAUUCCCCUUCACUCUAAAGAGCCUGACAUAUUGUAAGAGGACCCUCCUUUCCCAUUCCUACUGUUUACACCAGGAUGUCAUGAAACUGGCUUGCUCUGAUAAUAAGGUUGAUAUUAUCUAUGGCUUCUUUGUUGCUCUGGUAGGCAUGCUGGACUUAGUAUUAAUUUCAAUUUCCUACAUUUUCAUUCUGAAGACUGUUUUAGGCAUUGCUUCCCACCAAGAACAACUCAAAGCUCUCAGUACCUGUGUCUCUCAUAUUUGUGCUGUGCUUAUUUUUUAUAUACCUAUCAUUACCCUGGCUGUUCUUUACCGCUUUGGCAAGCAUGCGCCCCUACUCAUUAGAAUCCUAAUGGCUGAUGUCCUUUUGUUGGUCCCACCAUUAAUGAACCCCAUAGUAUAUUGUGUGAAGACCCAACAGAUACGAAUAAGAGUCUUGAGGAAGCUGCAUCUUAAGUAA
Molecule: messenger RNA, 936 nt
Organism: Vombatus ursinus (common wombat)
Lineage: Eukaryota; Metazoa; Chordata; Mammalia; Diprotodontia; Vombatidae
Product: olfactory receptor 51A4-like
Exons: 1
Coding region: 1-936 (311 amino acids)
Biological process (GO): G protein-coupled receptor signaling pathway
Cellular component (GO): membrane
Molecular function (GO): olfactory receptor activity; G protein-coupled receptor activity
Source: RefSeq, a predicted model, not a curated record